Messenger RNA from Megalops cyprinoides (Indo-Pacific tarpon), 2962 nucleotides. RefSeq names its product CXADR Ig-like cell adhesion molecule (gene cxadr). Gene Ontology annotation, molecular function: cell adhesion molecule binding. Gene Ontology annotation, biological process: homotypic cell-cell adhesion. Bases 84 to 1208 code for a protein of 374 amino acids. NCBI's taxonomy places the organism in Eukaryota, Metazoa, Chordata, Actinopteri, Elopiformes, Megalopidae. Gene Ontology annotation, cellular component: bicellular tight junction; basolateral plasma membrane; intercalated disc. The record is from RefSeq and is a predicted model, not a curated record. The transcript has 7 exons.
GUGGAGAGCAGUUCGGGGGCUCCUGCAACUUUGAACUCCGUGCCGUUUGGAAAGACUUUCUGCGAGGAAAUUAAGUUAGAAGAAUGGAUUUUACGGUACUGGUACUCCGCUUUUGUUCCCUAUUUGGAAUUCUGUUUGCUGGUUUGGCCCAUGGGCUGGAGAUCACCUCUGGGGGGUCCACGUCCAUAGAAAAAGCCAGCAUGGAGAGCGUGAAGCUGGACUGCCAGUUCACCCUGGCACCCGAGGACUCUGGGCCCCUGGACAUCGAGUGGAGCCUGCUGGCCUCAGACAACCAGAAAGAGGACAAAGUGAUAAUCCUGUACUCUGGGGACCGGGCUUAUGAGGACUAUUACCCCCCAAUGAAGGGCCGGGUGCACUUCAACUCGGCCGACCCCAAGAACGGCGACGCCUCCAUCAACCUGACAGGGCUGAAGUCGUCGGACACGGGGACGUACCAGUGCAAAGUGAAGAAGGCCCCCGGCAUCCGCAGCAGGAAGUUGCUGCUGACUGUUAUGGUGCGGCCAUCGAAGCCCCGGUGUUACGUUGACGGUGUGUCCCAGGAGGGGAAGGACGUGAUUCUGAAGUGCGUUUCCUCCGAGGGGACCAACCCGCUGCAGUACACCUGGGAGAAGACCAGCGACACCAAGCUGCUGCCGGCCAGCGCCGUGCUGGACCCUACUUCAGGCACCAUGAAUGUGAAGAACGCCUCGGCCGGCGCCUCUGGCACCUACCGCUGCACAGUGAAGAACCGGGUCGGCACGGAGGAGUGCAUCAUGGACCUGCGCGUCGUGCCCCCUCCUAACACAGCUGGAAUCAUCGCUGGCGCAGUGAUCGGCGUCCUGCUGGCCCUCAUCCUCAUCGCCAUCAUCCUCUUCUGCUGCUGCCGCGCCCGCAACAGGAAGAAGUACGAGAAGGAGACUUCCUACGAGAUCAGAGAGGACGUCCCCCCUCCAAAGAGCCGCGUGUCGACAGCGCGGAGCUUCACUAGUGUGGGCAGCCAGCGCUCGUCCCUGGGCUCCAUGUCCCCCUCCAACCUGCACGAGUACGCCCUCAAGCCCCAGUACGACAAGAUCCCCUCCGAGGAGUACGAGCGGCCGCCCAGCCACGCCCCCCCACCGCCGGGCAAGAUGGCGGGGCCCAACCUGAGCCGCAUGGGAGCCAUCCCGGUCAUGAUCCCCGCCCAGAACAGGGACGGCUCCAUUGUGUAGCAGCCCCGUCCUGGCUGGGGAGAGGCGGUGCCAUGGCUGCUGGGGGUAGGGGGGGAGGGGGAGGGGCCCCCAGAUAAGGGAGCACACACAGCACUGUACAUCCUCACUGCGUGCUACAGUGAUGGCAUGCAGCAACACAACAAACAGCAACAAAGAAAAACCUCCACAUGAAUUUUACUUCCAGACAAAGACAGAAAUGAAGUUUCAAAGAAAAAAAAGAGAAAACCUUUUUAAAGUGAUGGCUUAUUCUGUUGAUCUUUUUGUAUAUGGUAGAGUGCAUGAUGGAUUUUUAAACUUAGCUGGCCCUGUCCAUAGAUUGGUGACGGGUCAUUUGCCCAUGAAAUGUUUUUAAGUUGUAUUGUACAUAAGUGCGUACCCAGCUGUGGGUACAUACAGAAGCAAGUGAUCUUCUGUUUUCGUAUUCUUUACCUUUAUUUCAGUGGAAAUUUCCCAAAAUAUGAUUUGUUUGCUCUGGCUUGCUCUUGUAAAUCAUGGUUUAGAUCAGUGUUAAAAACAAAACCUAGGAUGUCUAUUAAUAUCAGCUUCACUGUUUAACGAGAGCUGUCUGGUGAAUCAUGUCUUUGUACAGAGGAAAAUGGAAAAAUAAGAUGACAUUUUAAAGAAAAGUGCUCAAUGACUUAUUUAUCAGACUUCAUUCCUGUGUCGCCUGUCGCCAUAACAAGGUUCUUUGCUCUUUUUGCUGAUACUCCACUUUAGUUCAAGAUGCUAAAAUCGGCCGUUGUUGCAUCCCAUUCGCGAGUUAUGUCUCCAGGACUGCAAAGCAGUUGACGCAGACAUGCGUUUUCAUACCCAUGAAGGUUACGUGCUCAAUACCAAGCAGUCACUGGUGGGGGAGGGGUCUGAGUGUUCACGACUUGUGAUUGGUGGAUUGUUUGGUCUCUGUGCCUUGCUCCUUUGUGCUGGGUGGGGGAAGGCAGGGGAAGUUUUUGGAAUGAUCGUAAACCAAUGGCUCGCUUGAUACCCUGUCCCCUUCAGCUCAGCUUAACCCCUCUCACGGUGCACAGAAGGCCACACUGGAACAGACUCCAGAUGUCUUCUGGAACUACUUUUUUCAUAUAAUUUUAUUUCAGUCCCACGUUUUUUGCAUAAAUCAGUCCUGAUGAUAAGAUUGCUUUUUUGAUGGAAACAUGUUAUCAACUUUAUCUCACCUCAGAAUGGAAUUUCAUCUGGAAACCAGUUUUGAGGCAGAACGUGAUUGUCUCUCUUGAGGGUUAAUAUGAAGUGGUUGGUGGUUUGCACCAUCAUUUGAGUUUUUAAUGAAGGAUUUUUAGUUGUGAGUGUAUUUUAGAUGUAUCUGAAUAGAGAGCAUUGUAUGGGCGUUUUGUAAAUAGGAGUGCAACUGUGAAGUGAAAUAUGGGAACAGGCUGACUCACCCACCCCUGGUGAGUCCUGUUACAGUCAUGAAUGGCAGAGGCUUGCUGACUCUAAUGCUGACCAGUCAGCAGUCAGACCCAAAUGGGGGCCAGCUUUCUCUUACAAUCCCACCUGCGGUUCCAUUGUAUCUCAUUAGUGACAGGGCAGUGUUGAGGUGACCGUGAUAAGGGUGGCCCAUCCGGUGCGCUAAAGGGCCCCCGGUGACACCGCUGCCUGUGCCUUGGCCUUUGGCUUUUGUGGAGAGGUGUCAUACCCAGCAGCACUCUGGACCCCAGUUAUAUCAAAUCACAUCUCACACCACAGGGGUCUAUGAAGGACCACGCCCAAUAAUUUGGAGGAGGUGAUUGUUUGGUCGCCCC